UACUGGAGGGCUAAUAAUUCUGACUUCAACUAUAUCUGACUCAAGUCUGAAUUUCCUCUCAGAUAUCGAGAAGGAGAAGCAGGCUUCAGCUGGCGAUGGGACGUCCGGUGGAAGCGGUGCUUCAGGGGGCGUCUCCGCCUCCCUCACGCCCGCCAUCUGGGAAAAAACCAUCCCGUACGACGGCGAGACCUUCCACCUGGAGUACAUGGACCUGGACGAGUUCCUGCUGGAGAACGGCAUCCCCGUGUCGCUGGAGGAGGAGCUGAACCGCGGUCUGGAGGCCGAGCGGCGGGACGGGGAUACACAGGGGUCCUCCGAGACCUCAGAGCAGCCCGCGGCCGUCCCGGAGAUGCCUGAGCAGCAGCAAGACGAGGACCCAAUGUCUGACGGUCAAACAGCAGACCAGGAGCUGAGCGAGGAGAUCGCUGCAGAACCCUCCUCUGUACCCGAGCGCGUUACACCAUCUCCAGUCUCCCCGGAGGACAUCGAGGUGAACGUGUCCUUCCAGCCGGACCCCACAGAUCUGGUGCUGUCCAGCGUUCCCGGAGGAGAGCUCUUCAACCCGCGCAAACACCGCUUCUCUGAGGACGAGCUCAAGCCACAGCCCAUGAUCAAGAAGGCCAAGAAGGUGUUCGUUCCUGAAGACGCCAAGGAUGACAAAUACUGGUCGCGGAGGAAGAAGAACAACGUGGCGGCGAAGCGUUCUCGUGACGCUCGGCGUCUGAAGGAGAACCAGAUCGCGGUGCGAGCCUCGUUCCUGGAGCGGGAGAACGCGGCGCUGCGCCAGCAGGUGGCAGAGCUGCGCAAAGACUGCGGCCGCUGCCAGAAGAUCAUGUCGCUGUACGAGGCCAAGUACGGCUCUCUGUGAGGGACACAAACACAAACACACAUUCAGAGGCGUGUGGACGAGACCAGGCCGACGGUCCAAAAAACACACAGCAACACUGACCACAGCAUGACCUUUGACCCCUCACACCUCAUCCCGACCCCUCCGCGAGGUCACUGACGGUCGGACGGCGGAGUUCAGACUCUCUUCUUCGGCUAGUUUUCAGCGUUUCCUCACACCUCGUUAGCACUCGACACGUUCAUUUCGUUUCCGCACCGGAGGUUUGACGCAGAAAACAAGCGCAUGAGGCUGAAUGUGGGAGAAAGUGCGCAGGUGUUUUAUAAUCGGCGGCUUUUAGGGUUUCCAGGGACCGUUUCCAAUCUUUAGUUUGAACUCGAGUGAUUCAGUAUGUGAAUCGCUAAUUUCUUUUUCAACAUAAUGAAGUCUACAGUGUGGCUAAAAUCACGCGUGGUGGAAAUUAAGCGUAAAGGAUUUUAAUUUUGAGUGUAUUUUACACUCUACAAACUAUUAAUAUUUGUGUACUGAAGAUUCGGCACCAAAAAUAAGAGCAGGAGGAAAAAACACAGCAGAAUCAUGACAGAAAAGGUUUUUAUAUAAUAAACUUUAGUUUUGAACUCGUGAUUCGUUAUGUGAAUCUGAGAUUUUACAGCUUUUUAUUCGAUAUAAUAAAGUCACAGAUGUGGCAAAAUGAGCUUGUGGUAGAAAAUAACAAAAGGAGACUCUGACAGCGUUUCAGCUAGUCUUUCAGUCUGAUUUUCUGCUGUUUUUCUCUGUUUACACUCGACACAUCAUUAAUAUCUGUGUACAGGAGGUUUGUCUUCAAAAACACGAGCGCGAGGAAUAAAUAAAGCAGAAUUAUGAUCGAGAACACUUCAGAUGUUUUAUAUUAAGCUCUUUUGAGGCUUUUAAGGUUUCGUGGGACUGUUAUGAAUCUGUUUUGAACCCAAAUGAUUCAUAAAGUGAAUCAAGGAUUUGAACUGUUUUAUUUUUUCCAUUAUAAUAAAUUGCAAAGUUGCAAGAUUUGCUUGUGGUGGGAAAUUAGUGUAAAGAAUUAUAAUGUCUGCUAGUCUUUCUUUGUUCUACUGUUUUUGAAUCUUUAGUUUGAACCCAAAUGAUUCAUGUGAGUCAGUUUUGUUUUUCUGUUUUGGUGUUUUUGAAUCUUUAGUUUUGAACACAAAUGAUUCAUGUGAGUCAGUUUGUUUUUCUGUUUUGGUGUUUUUGAAUCUUUAGUUUUGAACCCAAAUGAUUCAUGUGAAUCAGUUUUUUUCCAUUUUGGUGUUUUUGAAUCUUUAGUUUGAACCCAAAUGAUUCAUCAUGUGAAUCUGUAAUUUUUAGCAUUUAUUUUUUCUGAUAUUUCUUGUCACUGAUGUGGCUAAAUUAGUUUGUGGUGGAAAAUAAGCGUAAAGGAUUCUGCGUUUUCGCUAGACUUUCGGUCCGGUUUUGAUCAUUUCCUCUCUUUGUUGACAUUCGACACAUUAUUAGUGUUCAUGUACUGGAGAUUUGUCAUCAGAAAUAAGACAACGAGAAAAAAAUGAGGCAGAAUUCGGAUAGAAAAUGUUACAAAUGUUUUUAUAUUGAGCUGUUUCGGAGGCUUUUAAGGUUUCAAGGGACUGUUAUGAAUCUUCAGCUUUGAACCCAAAUGAUUCAUAAUGUGAAUCGGGGAUUUUUAGCACUUAAAUUAUUAUUAUUGUUUUCAAUAAAAUAAAGUCAGAGAGGUGGCAAAAGUCAAAUAAACAUAAAAGGAGUUUGAUUGUCUUUCCUCCUUUUAGGGUUUCGAGGAAUCGUUAUGAAUCUUUAGUUUUCAACACAAUUGAUUCAUAAUGUGAAUCAGUGAGUUUUUUUAACGCUUUUAUUUUUUUUCCAAUAUAAUAAAAUCACUGAAGAGGCAAAAUUUGCUUGUGGUGGAAAAUAAGUGUAAAUGAUUAGAAUUUUUGCUAGUCUUUCCUCCUUUUAGUGUUUUUGAAUCUUAAGUUUAAGCCCAAAUGAUUCAUAAUGCGAAUCGGUGAGUAUAGCACUAGCAUUUUUUUUAUAAUAAAAUGAAUAAUUAUUGGAAAAAAAAUCAAUACAAUGAAGCCACCAAAAUUUGUGGUGGAAAAUAAAUCAUAAAGGAGUUUGAUUUUUGCUCGACUUUUAGAGUUUCGAGGCACUGUUAUGAAUCUAUAGCUUUGAACCCAAAUGAUUCAUAACGUGAAUCAGGGAUUUAAACGUUUUAACCUUAUUUUUUUUCCAAUAUAAUAAAAUCAAUAAACUGGAAAAUAAGCGUAGCGGAUUAUAAUUUUUUGCUCGUCUUUCCUCCUUUGUGUUUUUGAAUCUUUAAUUUUAAACCCAAAUGAUUCAUAAUGCGAAUCGGUGAGUUUAGCUUUAGCAUUUAGCAUUUUUUCCUCCGAUAAAAUGGUCGCAUAAAGUGGCAAAAUUUGCUUGUGGUGGAAAAAAAACGCGUAAAGGACUAUAAUUUUUACUUGUCGUUCCUCCUUUUAGUGUUUUGAAUAUAUACUUUUUAUUCAUCGUGUGAAUCGGUGAGUUUAGCAUUAGCAUUUAGCUUUUUUUUUUUAAGUGUUUCGUUUUAUUUUUUCAGGAAGUUUGUGUAGUGGAGGAUUGACGCAGGAAUCAAGCGCAUGUUAUUUUGGUGUUAGUCUGUAAAUACGCUCGUGUUUGUCAGCGUUUCGUUGUUCUUCCAGAAAGAUCUUGCGAAUUCACGAUGACGAUGCGGCUAAUAUUGUAACGCCGCCGGCAGGGAUUUUAACUGUGAGCGAUCGAUUCUUGGACUGGAUCUGUUUUAGUUUUCAGGGUUUAAUCCAGGGCAAUAAUACACGAUUCAUCUUUACCUCAGAUUAGAUGCGUCUAACACGUGUUUCCUUAUUUAAGAUGAAAUAGAGCGGGUAGCGAGGCAGCUCGGCGUCAGUCGUAAAACACAAGCAGAAUGCGUUUCUGUGGGAUUUUUUACUAUUCUUUCCAAUAACGUUGCAUUUUUGAUGCAUUAAUAAUGAUGAAUGAUAAUAAUGAUGCAUUUGUAGGUAAUUGUUGUAUUGUGUAAUAUAAAUGUGCUUCGUUUCGUUUUCGACAUGUAAACUGUGCCGUGAGUCGAGGACAUUCGCAUUGCUAGUCUCACCUUUAUUACUGUUUUUGCUUGUUUUCUGGAGUUGGUAACAUGUUAAUCUGAGACUUUGAUAGUCGUAAUGUGCUUCCAUUUUUAUAGAUUUUAAUAUAAUAUUAGUUAUGAUGGUUUGCUUUCAGUGCUCAUCAAUUUACACGUCAAUGUCAUACAACGUCUACAGAAUUGAUUCACUUCGCUGCAUUUUAGUUGUCAGUUUACGGAUGAGAAGCGUUUUGUUUCUUAAAAUUGGACAUAUAUAAACAUGGAUACACAAAAUAUAAUAAUAAUAAUGACACAAUCUCGUUUUCUUCAGUGAUUGUGUUUCUGUCAAACGGGUUUGAAGAGCUUACGGGGCAGAACUGUUGUAAAUACGCGAGUCGUUACUGCAUGCUGUUGUCAUGGUGACGCUGUGCAGUGGGCGUGUCCUUCUCUUCCAUAUAUGGACGUGAGCUCGCAUUUGUGGGCGUUUCUGCUUUUAAUUCCCGUCUGAUUUCAAUCCACGAACCUGCUCCUGUCGAUCACUGUGUUCAACGUCUACCAGGACGUUUUCUAUCUUCGUUUUCAAAGGCCUGAAUAGUGACGUUUUCCAGAUGAUGGCCUUUAGUUUAAAUCUAAAGUGAUAUAAACUCCAGACGUCGAGUUCAGUGCUGGCAACUCUAAUGUAGCAUUAUUUUUGUUGUGUGUGUGUGUGUCUUUAAUAAAAACAUGUGAUUUUAAAUAUACAAGUGCAUUUUUUAAAAAUCUCUAUAUAUCUGGUUUUGUUUGUUUUUCUAGCAGUGCCGUGAUGUUUUUCUACAGACGCUGGUGUAAUGCAGUAUGUUCUGACUGUAUCUGUGUAUUAAUAAAGGACAGUAUCAGUGAUUUGA
Danio aesculapii is the source of this 4807-nucleotide messenger RNA. RefSeq names its product TEF transcription factor, PAR bZIP family member b (gene tefb). Gene Ontology annotation, biological process: regulation of transcription by RNA polymerase II. Gene Ontology annotation, molecular function: RNA polymerase II cis-regulatory region sequence-specific DNA binding; DNA-binding transcription factor activity, RNA polymerase II-specific. NCBI's taxonomy places the organism in Eukaryota, Metazoa, Chordata, Actinopteri, Cypriniformes, Danionidae. The record is from RefSeq and is a predicted model, not a curated record. The transcript is spliced from 3 exons. Gene Ontology annotation, cellular component: nucleus. The annotation marks the transcript as partial.